Capsella rubella is the source of this 1641-nucleotide messenger RNA. Its product is annotated as vacuolar-processing enzyme alpha-isozyme. Bases 46 to 1491 code for a protein of 481 amino acids. The transcript is spliced from 9 exons. Gene Ontology annotation, molecular function: cysteine-type endopeptidase activity. NCBI's taxonomy places the organism in Eukaryota, Viridiplantae, Streptophyta, Magnoliopsida, Brassicales, Brassicaceae. The record is from RefSeq and is a predicted model, not a curated record. Gene Ontology annotation, biological process: vacuolar protein processing.
UCCUCCGAAGAUUCUUAUCCACGUCACCUUCCUUCACCGGAGAAUAUGACUCGUAUAGUCGCCGUCAUCGUCGUCGUCCUCUUUCUCUCUUUAGUCGCCGCCGCAUCUGAUAACUUCAUAAGACUUCCUUCUGAAGCUUCUAAGUUCUUCCGACCAAACAACGAAAAUGAUGAUUCUACUCGGUGGGCUGUUCUCGUCGCUGGAUCUAGCGGAUACUGGAAUUAUAGACAUCAGGCAGAUGUUUGUCAUGCUUAUCAGCUUCUGAAGAAAGGUGGAGUGAAAGAGGAGAACAUUGUAGUGUUUAUGUAUGACGAUAUUGCAAAUAACGAAGAGAAUCCAAGACCUGGUGUUAUUAUUAACAGUCCUAAUGGAGAGGAUGUUUAUAACGGAGUUCCCAAGGAUUAUACUGGAGAUGAAGUUAAUGUUAAUAACUUCUUUGCUGUGCUCCUUGGAAAUAAAACAGCUCUUAAAGGAGGAAGUGGUAAAGUUGUUAAUAGCGGUCCAAACGACCAUAUCUUCAUAUAUUAUAGUGAUCACGGCGGCCCGGGAGUGCUAGGGAUGCCAACUUCUCCUUACCUAUAUGCAAAAGAUCUUAAUGAUGUCUUGAAGAAAAAACAUGCUUCUGGAACAUAUAAGAGCUUGGUGUUUUAUUUAGAGGCUUGUGAGUCGGGAAGUAUUUUUGAAGGUCUUUUACCAGAGGGUUUAAAUAUUUAUGCUACAACCGCAUCGAAUGCAGAAGAAAGCAGCUGGGGUACUUAUUGUCCUGGAGAGGAUCCUAGUCCUCCUUCAGAGUAUGAGACCUGUUUGGGUGACUUAUACAGUGUUGCUUGGAUGGAAGAUAGUGAUAAACACAAUUUACAGACAGAGAGUUUGCACCAGCAAUAUGAACUGGUGAAAAAGAGGACUGCUGGUACUGGUUCGUCUUAUGGUUCUCAUGUUUUGGAAUUUGGAGAUAUAGGACUUAGCAAGGAGAAGCUCGUUCUUUAUAUGGGCACAAACCCAGCCAAUGAAAACUUCACCUUUGUGGAUGAGAAUUCAUCACUAAGACUGCCUUCAAGAGUUACAAACCAGCGUGACGCGGAUCUGGUUCAUUUCUGGGAUAAGUAUCGAAAGGCACCUGAAGGUUCUGCAAGAAAAGUUGAAGCUCAGAAGCAAGUCCUUGAAGCAAUGUCUCACAGACUCCAUGUCGACAAUAGUGUUCUAUUGAUUGGGAAACUCUUGUUUGGUUUGGAAGGUCCUGCGGUACUAAAUAAAGUCCGGCCUUCUGGAAGACCGCUUGUCGACGAUUGGGACUGCCUUAAAUCUAUGGUGAGAGCCUUUGAGAGGCACUGUGGAUCGUUGUCUCAGUACGGAAUAAAGCACAUGAGGUCAAUCGCAAACAUAUGCAAUGCAGGCAUUCAGAUGGGACUAAUGGAGGAGGCAGCAAAGCAGGCUUGUCCCUCCAUCCCUGCCGGUCCUUGGAGCUCUCUUCACCGCGGAUUCAGUGCUUGAUCCACAGGACCACAUCUCCCUGCAAUAUAUGUUUAUAUCCAUGUAUGAUGAUAAUAACAUCUGUGUAUAUCUUGCUGCCAAAUAUAUUCCUUCCUAUGUACACAAAUUGAUGUAAAUAUUGUAUGCUUAAGUUCUUCGUAUGAGUCUCAA